This is a messenger RNA of Solea solea (common sole), 2308 nucleotides long. Its product is annotated as putative tyrosine carboxypeptidase MATCAP2. The coding region runs from base 410 to 1930 and encodes 506 amino acids. NCBI's taxonomy places the organism in Eukaryota, Metazoa, Chordata, Actinopteri, Pleuronectiformes, Soleidae. The transcript has 7 exons. The record is from RefSeq and is a predicted model, not a curated record.
UAUUUUGUGUAUCUUCAUACAUUUACAAACAUUAAUUAAUUUGUUUGCAAUGUCUCUAGACAAAAAAGGACUUCGUUUCCCAGCAGCCUCCGCGCGUGCGUGUGCGGCCUAGGGAACAACGUAACCAUGGAAACAGAGCAGUCGACGCAGACAGCAGAGACAGCGAGCGCAGUCCAUACAGAGACAGCAAUAGCCUGUCCAUCACCUUGCGUAGGUUGAACAAACAGUGUCAGCUCAGCUUAUAGCUACUAAACAUGUCCGACACAUUUGUGUUUGCCUGUCGGAAUGCGUAGUUACGACAGGCAACUCUAGUUUCCGAUUAUACAACCGAUUUAGCUAGUUUAACCUUGCUAAGUCACGGUGGGUUUGUGUUAGUUACGGACUACUGACCACCUUCACUUUCCAGAGGAUGCUGGAGUCGAUUAAAGUGACUGAAAGACUUCACUGGCCAGAAGUAGAAAUGUCCAAAAAAUACAUCUUAAACUCCACUGACACGCCACUGAAUCCAAGCCAAGUAUACCUGGAGAGGAUUUCUUCCAGCAUCCUCAAGGACCUGUUCAGCACUGGCUCCAGCAGCUACAACCUACUGCUGCAGGCUGAGGAGGAGGAGUGGGAGAGGCCAAAGAAGUCCCUGUUUAAGAGGCCAAAAACAGCCGUGAGGAGCAGCGCCUCACCCGGUAAAAGAAGCCAACGAGGCUUGGCUUUAAAAAAGACGCACGCACAAGAAGGUGGCAGUAAAGCCGCUCAGAGGUCCAACUCCAAUUUCUCCAAAACGGCCCAGGGCAUCGCAGUAGUGGGCAGCAAGAUGGGCCUCACUCCCCGUACGACCCCACAACUCAGGAAGAUGUGCAACCCCAACUCGCCUCAUGCUAAACUUCCAACACUGCACAAAGCAGCGAUCGCAGGGGAAGGGGAAAAUGGCAAGAGGCUGUGCAUCCUGACAGCCAUUAAGCCGUCUAAUGUGGAGAAAGAGAAGGCCAAGUUCUUCAAGUCUGACUUUUGCUACAAUCCACAGUUUGAGUACAGCAACCCUGUCUCUGCGCCUGUUUUGGCACGGCAUAACAACGCCUCCGAUCGCUUCCUGACACAGGCAGUGCACAUCAUGGAGCUCGCGCUGCAGCGAUAUGGCAGCUAUGAGAAGUUUGAGCAGGUCACCGGGGGAAACCUCCUCACCAAGAGUCGCAUCUGGCACAAUGUGAAGAAGUACAUGGAGAAGGAAGGCUGUGUGGGCGAGAUAGUUGUCCAGGUGACCGAUGACCUCCUGUCCAGAGCCUCCAUGACAGUCGUGAACAGCAGACCAACACUUACUAUCAACAUCUCCACUGCCCGGGAACACUGGCUGGAGGGCAUGCUGAGGCAUGAGAUCGGCACUCAUUAUUUCCGCGGCAUGAACAAUUGCCACCAGCCAUGGAGCAGCAGUGCGGGCAGGAAGAAGCACAACCUGAAGCCCCUCAACCCCACAGAGGAAGGCCUUGCCAGCAUCCACAGUGUCCUGUUCAGGAAAGACCCCACUCUGUGGCGCGCCGCGCUGCUCUACUACACCGUCUACCAGGCCAGCCACAUGUCCUUCUCGCAGCUCUUCCACAACCUAGGACGCUUUGUCCAGGACCCCAACACCCGCUGGGACUACUGUGUCAGAGCCAAGAGAGGCCAGACUGACACGGCACAGCCAGGUUGUUUCAGUAAGGAUCAGGUCUACCUGGAUGGCAUCCUGAAGAUCCUUCGGUACAGAGACAAGAUCAACUUCCCACUGCUCAUGGCUCUCGGAAAGGUGUCAUUUGAAGACGUGGAUCGCCUGAAAGCCGUGGCCCAGACGGAGAACAUACGCAUCCCGCAUUUCAUGCAGGACCAGGCGAGGUACGCCGAGCAGCUGAAGAAAAUCAUGGCGGUCAAUGGGCUGACCGACGACGAGCUGAAGACCAUCGUCUGAGCCGUCUUCAUUCCCCUGCACCCCCUGCCAGCUGUGAGCUGCAUGUGUCAACACCACCCACAUCAUCAGUGUGCAUGGUCGCCGAGUGUGUGACUUGCUCAGCAUGCUGUAGUCAUAUUUAAAUGGUUUAUAUUAGGAUUAGAACAAUACUCUUAUUGGUCCUGUUCUAUAAUAUUGUGCAAAUGUGUAAUGUGGUUUUAUCUAUAUGUUUAAAAGGUCACAAGACAGUAGUAAGUAGCUACUCAUUAAACCAUGCAGAUCUCUCAUAAUGUCACCGAUAAGAAUCGGAAAUCCCAUUCUGAUGCCUCUCGAAUCACACCGAGGCUCCUGUUGGACGAGACCAGCUGUCAAUCACACUGGUGUCCACUCAUACCUGUA